AUGAAGCUAGCAAUAACCGGAUGCAACGGCGACGUUGGCAGGCCCGUUGUCCUCGCCGCACUCUCUCAAGGCCACACCGUCGUCGGCAUCGACGCCACAGUCCCUCCGGAAACCCUUGCGGCCCUCCUUCGAACCCGCACCGCCGACUUCGCGUUUCACCAGGCCGACCUCGUGGAUUACAAUCUCGCCCUGAGCCUCCUGACUGGGUGCGACGCCGUCAUCCAUCUCGCCGCGAUGCGGACCCCGGCGGACUACGCCGUGGUGGCGCACAACACGAACGUCGUCCUGUCGUGGAACGUCCUGCGCGCUGCGGCCGAGCUCGGCAUCAACCGCGUCGCGCAAGCCUCGUCCGUGAACGUCAUCCCGCUCGUCUGGACGGAGAGGAAAGACUUCGAGUAUUUCCCGCUCGACGAGGACCAUCCCUGCCGGCCCGACGAGCCGUAUGGGCUUUCGAAGGUCAUAUGCGAGCUCCAGGCGGAGACGAUAGUCCGCCGGUACCCUUCUAUGCGCGUCGCGAGCCUCCGCCUCAGCUGGUCCCUGCCCUCCCGGGCGGACGCCAUGCGUGACGACUCAGAGCGGCGCAAGAACGACCUGUGGGGUUACGUCCAGCAAGACUCAGGCGCCGAGGCCUUUCUCCUCGCCGUCACGGGCGAAGACUCGCGGUGGUCCGGCCACGAGGCGUUCUUCAUCACCGCGCCCGACACCGCGAACGACCUGCCUUCGAUGGAGCUGUGGGAGCGGCAUUGGCGGGAGGUGCCCAUCAAGCAGGGGAAGGACUUGAGUGGGAACAAGGGGUUCUUCGACUGCUCCAAGGCGGAGCGCAUGCUGGGGUGGGUCCAUCGGAACCCAUAG
Messenger RNA from Epithele typhae, 852 nucleotides. RefSeq names its product NAD(P)-binding protein. Lineage: Eukaryota; Fungi; Basidiomycota; Agaricomycetes; Polyporales; Epitheliaceae. The transcript has 4 exons. The record is from RefSeq and is a predicted model, not a curated record. The coding region runs from base 1 to 852 and encodes 283 amino acids.